This is a messenger RNA of Enterobius vermicularis (human pinworm), 468 nucleotides long. The record is from the annotation of a GenBank genome assembly. Lineage: Eukaryota; Metazoa; Nematoda; Chromadorea; Rhabditida; Oxyuridae.
AUGAUGGAAAGGGCGGUUGACGGAGAACGAUUAAGUAACGGGAGACGGAUUGAGGUAGACAAAAAAGCUCCUUCAAUCGCGAUUCUUGCGGACGUGAAGUCCGCUAAACGUGGGACACCGUUUUACAUAUUGAAAAGGCUAGAAGUUUUUAAGAUCCUCAGCACCAACUGGCAAAAACGUGUAACUGCUGGCUGUAAUUCCUAUAAGAAUUAUGACUGGUCAGAACUGCUUGUACAAUUGAGAAGUGUUCCAACAACUCUGUGGUUUCUUGUCCGAAACAUCUUUGGCCACAAGCAGUAUGGUCGUGGCCAACGAUCUGCUCCUCGAGGGACGCUCUUGGAGGGUAGACGGUUGGUCACGGAUACGUACCUGACUUUAAAUAACGAGAACGAGAUUGCCGACCUGUGUCCAACGUCUCUUCUCUCAUAUCGUAAAGUUUUACGGGUUAAUAAAGAGGGUACACGCUAG